Molecule: messenger RNA, 2241 nt
Organism: Mandrillus leucophaeus (drill)
Lineage: Eukaryota; Metazoa; Chordata; Mammalia; Primates; Cercopithecidae
Gene: CDHR5
Product: cadherin-related family member 5
Exons: 15
Coding region: 541-2241 (566 amino acids)
Biological process (GO): multicellular organism development; adherens junction organization; homophilic cell-cell adhesion
Cellular component (GO): catenin complex; adherens junction; membrane
Molecular function (GO): calcium ion binding; cadherin binding
Source: RefSeq, a predicted model, not a curated record
GACGUCAAACCCACUCGGACCCUCCUGCCAGACUGCUCUGUGAACAAGUCCUUCUUUGAAGUCAAGGAGAACACAAAUGUCACCAAGCCGCUGGUGGACAUCCAUGUCCCAGAGGGCCAGGAGGUGACCCUCGGACCCUUGUCCACCCCCUUCGCAUUUCGGAUCCAGGGAAACCAGCUGUUUCUCAACGUGUCUCCUGAUUACGAGGAGAACUCACUACUUGAGGCUCAGCUGCUGUGUCAGAGCGGAGGCACGCUGGUGACCCAGCUGAGGGUGCUCGUGUCAGUGCUGGACGUCAAUGACAACGCCCCCGAAUUCCCCUUUACAACCAAGGAGAUAAGGGUGGAAGAGGACACUAAAGUAAACUCCACCGUCAUCCCUGAGACAGAACUGCAGGCCGAGGACAAAGACAAGGAUGACAUUCUGUUCUACACCCUCCAGGAAGUGACCGCAGGUGCCAGUGACUACUUCUCCCUGGUGGGUGUAAACCAUCCCGCCCUGAGGCUGGACCGGCCCCUGGACUUCUACGAGCGGCCCAACAUGGCCUUCCGGCUGCUGGUGCGGGACACUCCGGAGGAGAAUGUGGAGCCCAGUCACACGGCCACCGCCACGCUGGUGCUGAAGGUGGUGCCUGCCGACCUGCGGCCCCCCUGGUUCCUGCCCUGCACCUUCUCAGAUGGCUACGUCUGCAUCCAAGCUCAGUACCACGGGGCUGUCCCCACGGGGCACACACUGCCAUCCCCCCUCGUCCUGCGUCCCGGACCCAUCUACGCCGAGGAUGGAGACCGCGGCAUCAACCAAGCCAUCAUCUACAGCAUCUUCAGUGGAAACGUGAACGAUACAUUCGUCAUCCACCCAGACUCCGGCAACCUCACCAUGGCCAGGAGUGUCCCCAGAGCCAUGACCUUUCUUCUGCUGGUGAAGGGCCAGCAGGCUGACCUUGCCCGCUACUCAGUGACCCAGGUCACCGUGGAGGCUGUGGCUGCAGACGGGAGCCCGCCCCGCUUCCCCCAGAGCCUGUACCGUGGCACCGUGGCACUUGGCGCUGGAGCAGGUGUUGUGGUCAGGGAUGCAGCUGCCCCCUCUCAGCCUCUGAGGGUCCAGGCUCAGGACCCGGAGUUCUCGGACCUCAACUCGGCCAUCACGUAUCGAAUUACCAACCACUCACAUUUCCGGAUGGAGGGAGAGGUUGUGCUGACUACCACCACACUGACCCAGGCGGGGGCCUUCUACGCAGAGGUUGAGGCCAAAAAUACAGUGACCUCUGGCACUGCGACCACAGUCAUUGAGAUACAAGUUUCCGAACAGGAACCCCCCUCCACAGGUGAGCCCCCAUCCCCAGAGACUGGAGGAACAACUGGGCCCUGGACCAGCACCACUUCUGAGGCCCCCAGACCCCCUGUGCCCUCCCAGGGACCCUCCACAACCAGCUCUGGGGGAGGCACAGGCCCUCAUCCACCCUCUGGCACAACUCUGAGGCCACCAACCUCGUCCACACCCGGGAGGCCCCCGGGUGUGGGAACCAGCACCUCCCACCAACCAGUCACACCCGGUGGCGGCACCGCACCGACCCCAAAGCCAGGAACCUCUCAGCCGAUGCCCCCUGGUGUGGGAACCAGCACGUCCCACCAACCAGCCACACCCGGUGGCGGCACAGCACAGACCCCAAAGCCAGGAACCUCUCAGCCGAUGCCCCCCGGUGUGGGAACCAGCACCUCCCACCAACCAGCCACACCCGGUGGCGGCACAGCACAGACCCCAAAGCCAGGAACCUCUCAGCCGAUGCCCCCCGGUGUGGGAACCAGCACCUCCCACCAACCAGCCAUACCCGGUGGUGGCACAGCACAGACCCCAGAGCCAGGAACCUCUCUGCCGAUGCCCCCCAGCAGGAACACCCCAUCCUCAGGUGGCGGCCCCUCGGAGGACAAGCGCUUCUCAGUGGUGGACAUGGCAGCCCUGGGUGGGGUGCUGGGUGCACUGCUGCUGCUGGCUCUCCUUGGCCUCACUGUCCUUGUCCACAAGCACUACGGCUCCCGGCUCAAGUGCUGCUCCGGCAAAGCUCCGGAACCCCAGCCCUCAGGCUGUGACAACCAGGCGUUCCUCCCUGACGACGAGGCCAACUGGGCGCCCGCCCCCAGCCCCACGAGCGACGCCAAGCCCGCGGAGGCACCGCCGACGCCCGCGGAGCCCGCGCCCCCGGCUCCGCGCCAGCUGGCCCGCGAAGUUCCUCUCCUGCUCUAA